UUUUUUUUAUAUAUACAUAUAUAAUGUCACCAAAGUCUUCUGCAAAGAAAAGGAAAGCACCAGAAACAAAUCAGUCCACAUUGGAUUCGUUCAGAAUUACGCAGAAUGCAAGAUCAAAAGCCACUGCGCAGUCAAAUACACCAUCAAAUACCAAUAAUAACAACUCUGAAACUUUAAGACAACAUACUGACAAGAAGGAUACCAUCAUGGCUGGAACGUCCAACAAAGGAAAGGAUGCAAUCAAUGUCACUACCUUAUUGGGUAGUUUUAGACGACAAGCAUUAGUUGAUAGGAUUGAAGUGCGUAACUUCAAGGAAGCACAAUCAACUUUGUUUUCUGAUUCACAAUUGGAAGAUGCUUGGUCAACACUAGGUGCUCUUGUAGAUGCCAUUCUGAACGCUAAAACUGUAAAAACAAGCUUUCAAGUAGCAUAUGAACUCUGUCAAAAUCUUUGUCUAUAUGGAAAAUCAAAAGACUUAUAUGAUUAUUUGAAAUCUGCAUUGGAUCGACAUAUACAACAAGAAAAGGAAAUACUGGUAGCGGAGUCGGAUCACGACGCGUUCUUAUUUACGUUAGACACUCAUUGGAACAGACUAUGCGAUCAACUGGUGACUAUCCGAAAUGUAUUUAUGGAACUUGAUAGACGAUUCGUUUUAUCAGAAACAAGCUAUACAUCAAUAAUACAUUUAGGAAAACAACUCUUCAAAAAAUCGAUAAUGGAAUUACCUCGGGUACAAUCAAGAACAAUACAAGGCAUACUAUCACUGAUCAAACAAGACAGAGAAGGCAUUGAAGUGGAUUUGAAAUUACUACGAUCUAUCACUGGUAUACUAUUGGAUUUAUCUUUAUAUACGGACUUUUUUGAACCUAGUCUUAUUAAGGCAACAGUGGAAUACUACAAUACAGAAGGAACACAAAAAAUACAGGAUUUAUCAACACCUGAUUACCUAUUAUAUGCAAAUGAACGAAUACAACAAGAAAGUGGAUAUCGUAUUAGUACAUACUUGGACGAAACUACAAGAAUACCUUUGACAGAAGCCGUUACUGAUCGUCUCAUCUAUUCAAAGUGUGAUCAAAUUUUAUCCCAAGGCUUUGAACGUAUGAUGGAUCGAGAUGAAAAAAAACAAUUACAUAUUCUAUAUCGGUAUCUAGAACCAAGUAAUCUACUCGGAGGAUUGAAACAAGCAUUUGCGGAUUGUGUCAAGAAAAAAGGUUUGGAUCUAUUGAAGGAUCCAGCAAAAGAUCAGCAAAUGGUGGUGGACUUGCUGGAUUACAAACUCAAGCUCGACAAAGUGAUUCAAUCAUCAUUUGAUAAUAACUCUAUAUUUACCAAUGCUUUAAAGGAAAGUUUUGAAAGCUUCCUUAAUUCCAGAAAGAAUAAACCUGCAGAAAUGAUGGCCAAGUUUAUUGAUAUCCGAUUACGAUUAAGCAACAAAGAACCGGAAAAAGAUACUGAACAUUUAAUGGAAAGAGUAUUGGUGCUAUUUCGAUUUUUACAAGACAAGGAUAUAUUUGAAGCAUUUUACAAGCGCUUUUUAUCAAAACGGUUAUUACUUCAUAGGUCUGUAUCCACUGAUCUAGAGAAAAAUGUAUUGUCCAAGAUCAAGUCAGAAUGUGGACCCGACUUUACAAAAGAUUUGGAACUAAUGUUCAACGACAUGGAAAUAUCUGCAGAACUCAAUUCUACAUUCAAAGAAUCCGAUGAGUACAAAAGAUUGGGCAAUGUAUCAAUCUCUGUUAAUGUUCUUGCUCAAGGAAUAUGGCCAUCGUAUCCUAUCUCUGAUAUCAUUUUACCUGCUAACAUGAUGAAAACACUGGAAGCCUAUCAAACAUUUUACACCAACAAGUUCAAAGGUCGAAAACUCGCUUGGCGGAAUUCUAUUGGAUCCUGCAUCGUCAAAGCACAUUUCCCAGCUUCAACCAAGGAACUAUCAGUUACUUUAUUCCAAACGGUGGUGUUACUACUGUUCAAUGACAAAUCGAAAGAUACAAUCAAAUAUAAUGACAUUGUCAAUGCCACAAGUCUAGCUGACAAGGAACUGAAACGGGUUUUACAUUCACUAUGUUGUGGCAAAUUCAAAAUAUUGAUCAAAGAACCUCAGAAUAAUAUAAUCUCGGAAAAUGAUACAUUUAAAUAUAACGACAAGUUCACAGCAACGGCCACGCGUUUGAAGAUCAACAUCACUCAACAAGAACAAGUUAUAGAAGAACGGAAGGAAACUGAAACUAAGGUUCUAGUGGAUAGACAACACAAGUUGGAAGCGGCAGUUGUACGGAUCAUGAAAGCAAAGAAACAAAUGACUCAUAAUGCUCUACUGAACGAACUCUUUGUGCAAUUGAAAUUCCCCAUUGAUGCCACGGAGAUCAAGAAAAGAAUUGAAUCACUGAUCGACAGAGAAUAUCUUACGCGCGAUCAAACGGACAAUUCGUUAUACCUCUAUCAAAGCUAAGAAUAGAUUAUCUAGUUUAGUUAUUAUAGUUGAUUAUUGACACAUUUGGUGUGUGUUUAUCAUUGUGCCAUUUGGCGAUUCAAAUCAAUAAAUAAACAUGCAACUUCAUCCUAUGGAUUGUACAACUUGUCCUUCUAUCUCCGCUGCAUGAAUUCGG
Messenger RNA from Halteromyces radiatus, 2607 nucleotides. RefSeq names its product cullin. The coding region runs from base 24 to 2450 and encodes 808 amino acids. Gene Ontology annotation, biological process: ubiquitin-dependent protein catabolic process; DNA damage response; protein ubiquitination. NCBI's taxonomy places the organism in Eukaryota, Fungi, Mucoromycota, Mucoromycetes, Mucorales, Cunninghamellaceae. The record is from RefSeq and is a predicted model, not a curated record. The transcript has 18 exons. Gene Ontology annotation, molecular function: ubiquitin protein ligase binding. Gene Ontology annotation, cellular component: Cul4-RING E3 ubiquitin ligase complex.